CACUAUUUCUUUUAGAUGGCUCCUGUGCAUGGUUGGUUGUGCUUUUUCCUAGGUUCAGUGAAUGAGAACCAGAGACCGUCAAGUUCCUAUAAUGGAGACCUGAAUGGGCUGCUGGUGCCUGAUCCCCUCGUGGCUGGAGAUGGACCUUCACUGGGAAAACCAGUGCACCGCAGCAUUUCUCUGGGAGCUGUGCAGGAGAAGCAAGUCAUCUGCCUUUCUGGUGACGACAGCUCCACUUGCAUAGUUAUAUCAGCAAAGGAUGUGGAAAUAGUGGCCAGCAGCGAUUCCAGCAUCACCAGUAAGGCCAGAGGGAGUAACAAGGUGAAAAUACAGCCUGUUGCUAGAUAUGACUGGGAGCAGAAGUACUAUAAUGGCAAUCUGAUAGCUGUUUCAAACUCUUACCUGGCUUAUGCCAUUAGAGCUGCCAGCAAUGGCUCUGCUAUGGUGCGAGUGUUGAGCGUCAGCACUGCGGAGCGGACCUUGCUGAAGGGAUUCACAGGUGGUGUGGCAGACCUGGCUUUUGCUCAUCUCAACUCCAACCAGCUGGCGUGCCUGGAUGAGGCUGGCAACCUCUUUGUCUGGCGCCUGGCCAUGGAGAAAGACAAAAUCCAAGAGGAGAUCUUGGUGAACAUCAAACGACCUGACGGUACCCCUCUGAACACCUCUCGAAGAAUCAUCUGGUGCCCCUUCAUCCCAGAUGAUAAUGAAGAGAACAGUGAAGAGGGAAGUCAAACGCUGGCAUUGCUGCACGAGGACAGGGCAGAGGUCUGGGAUUUGGACAUUAUCCGCUCAAACAACAGAUCCUGGCCAGUGGAAGUGCCUAACAUCAAAGAAGGCUUCAUUGUAGUGAAAGGCCACAGCACGGUAUGGCUCUGCUUCAUUUUCUUCACUACUGUCACAUUCUGAUUGCUACAGAUCAUU
Molecule: messenger RNA, 921 nt
Organism: Meleagris gallopavo (turkey)
Lineage: Eukaryota; Metazoa; Chordata; Aves; Galliformes; Phasianidae
Source: RefSeq, a predicted model, not a curated record